Messenger RNA from Monodelphis domestica (gray short-tailed opossum), 2240 nucleotides. It is a transcript of the gene SETD9, whose product is annotated as SET domain containing 9. Gene Ontology annotation, molecular function: protein binding. Lineage: Eukaryota; Metazoa; Chordata; Mammalia; Didelphimorphia; Didelphidae. The record is from RefSeq and is a predicted model, not a curated record.
GUGUCCUAGAGAAGGGGAAGGACGAUCUGAGGAUGGUCCUGGGGCAAGAGAGGAGGCAGGGGUAGUUUGGACGCGGUUGGGACUGGCGGGGAGUACUCAAGAGUUGUCCUAGAGGAGCGGGAGGAGUCAGGAAUAGUCCGGUAGAGAGGAGGAAGCGAAGGGGUAGAUUUUGGAGAAAGAGGAGGAGCCUGGGAUGGUCCUGGGGCGGGGGAAAAGGAGGAGGAGGAGUCAGAGAGGCGGAGGCAAGAGGGCACUCAGUGGGUGCUCCAUGUUGUGGCACUCGCUGCUCCGGGUCUUGCGGCAGCGGUGGCACCGCUACAAGUACCGAUUCGUGCCCUGGAUCGCCCUCAACUUGAGCCAGAAUCAGAGGACCUUGAGAUACGUUCCAGACAACUCCAAAGACAAAAUUAUUCCAGAUGAAGAUGUCUUAGGAGCAAUACUCAAAGUCUUUCGGGCUCUGUUCAUAAAUGAUUUCAGUAGACAAACGGACAUCCUUGUCUUGCUUCCAGAAGCCAUUAAAUCGGAGUAUCAGCACUCGCUGGUUUCUCAUCAUCCAAGGACGGAAAAGCCUGUAAACAGAAUUCAGCAACAAAAGCUCUGCCAGCCUGGAGAAGUUCUCUUUAAUACACUGGGCUUCAGUAUUUCCCGAGAAACUAGUUCAUUGAUUUCUGCUGGAAAAGGUGUUUUUGUUACCAGAGGAUUUGUGCCAAAAGGAACAGUUGUGUCUAUGUAUCCUGGUACGGUGUAUCAGCAGCAUGAGCCAAUUUUCUUCCAGUCCAUUGGAAAUCCAUUCAUUUUUAGAUGCCUAGAUGGGAUGCUUAUUGAUGGAAAUGAUAAAGGAAUAUCAAAAGUUGUGUACAGGUCAUGCAAUGGGAGGGACCAACUGGGCCCUUUUAAAAUGAGUGACUGCACAUGGCUGACCUCGGAGGUCCAAAACCCCCUGGCCGUGGGGCAGUAUGUGAACAAUUGCUCCAAUGACAAGGCAGCUAAUGUGUGUUAUCAGGAAUUCGAUGUGCCUGAACUUUUCCCCAUGGAAUUGAAGCAGUAUCUUCCAAACAUCAUGUUCAGCCGUGACACACGAAGAAAAGGAGAUGGCCUUUUUCUCGUAAUAGAGAACUGGGAGACAGGAAAGCAUGGAUUCAAGACCUGCUUCUGGUCCAUACAGGGCCAGCUACUUAACGUCUCUGUUCUGGGCAGCUCUCUUAAGAUAAUAAAUUGCAGAGAAAGUGCCAGCCUGCAUUGGUCAGGGGUUUUUUCCCCAGGGAGUUCCCUGUGCCAGAGAAAUCACAGGUUCUGACCAUUUCAUUCUCCCUACUGAAUCAAACACCAGGAUUCUGUAGGGCAUACUUUGGGAAAGACGUGGAGCUUUUGGCCCAAGAUAGACUAGUAGAGCCGGAGCAAGAAGAAGACUUUCAUCUUCUGGAACACAUUAGCAUCAGAUGAUAACGGGGGUCAGAAUUAGGUCAUUACUUAACCCUCCAGGGUUCAGUGGAUAGAAUUCUGGGCUUGGAGGCAGAAAGACCUUACCAGCUGGGUGACCCAGGGCGAGUCACUUAACUCUGUUUGCCUCAGUUUUCUCAUCUGUAAAGCUGGAGAAGGAAAUGGAAAACCACUCCAGGAUCGUUGCCCAUAAAACCCCAGGUGGAGUCAUGAAGAGUCAGACAUGACCCAGAUGACAUAGACUGGCCUUAUUUGUCUAAAUACAAAUUCCUGUGAAGGCAGGUAGAUAAUGGUUACAGAUAAUUAUGCUGUCCCCUAUUGUUUCCCCAGUUGUUGUGUAAAACAUACGACUGUUUGAAAUGAAAAACGCUCCCCGAAAACAAUCAUCUCUGUGGCCAGAGUUUCUCCGUCCCUUCUAUUGUAGCCUCCAAAACAUGUUGAAAAGUGGGCAUGGUGAAGGAGCACCACCGGAGAGGCAAAAUGAGCAUCUAAUGAAGUGCUGGAGGGUUAGAAAAGGCUGCAAAUCAGAAUGGUGGUUCUGAGUAUAUUUAUGUGUCUAGUGUGUAGAUUUCGACCUCAGAUCCAUUUUUGGGGGGGGUAAGAUAAAAUGCAUAAGCAGCGAGCCAAAAAAAAUUUGUGCCACUCAGAUGGGGAUACUUCUUUCAGGUCAGCUGCCCCUGUUUGGAAAUUCACAGUAAUUUCUGUGUCAAACAAAGAAGAGCUUCUUUUUGAAUAAAAGAAUUUCUAAGGUCUAAUUUAUGAAAGAUGUGAUUCUUUUGAAUAAAAGAAUUUCACAUAAA